Messenger RNA from Ochotona curzoniae (black-lipped pika), 627 nucleotides. It is a transcript of the gene FGF19, whose product is annotated as fibroblast growth factor 19. Gene Ontology annotation, cellular component: cytoplasm; extracellular region. Gene Ontology annotation, molecular function: growth factor activity; fibroblast growth factor receptor binding. Bases 1 to 627 code for a protein of 208 amino acids. NCBI's taxonomy places the organism in Eukaryota, Metazoa, Chordata, Mammalia, Lagomorpha, Ochotonidae. The record is from RefSeq and is a predicted model, not a curated record. Gene Ontology annotation, biological process: positive regulation of cell population proliferation; cell differentiation; positive regulation of gene expression. The transcript has 3 exons.
AUGGCCCGCGCCCUGGUUCUAGCCGCUCUCUGGCUGGCCGCGACGGGGCGGCCCCUGGUCUUGUCCGACGCGGGGCCGCACCUGCACUACGGCUGGGGCGAGCCCAUCCGCCUGCGGCACCUGUACGCCACCAGCGCCCACGGCCUCUCGCACUGCUUCCUGCGUAUCCGUACCGACGGCACCGUGGACUGCGAGCGCAGCCAGAGCGCGCACAGUUUGCUGGAGAUUCGAGCUGUCGCCCUGCGGACCGUGGCCAUCAAGGGGGUGCACAGCGUACGGUACCUGUGCAUGGGCGCCGACGGCAGAAUGCGGGGCCUGCUGCAGUACUCGGAGGAGGACUGCGCCUUCGAAGAGGAGAUCAGCUCCGGCUAUAACGUGUACCGCUCCAGGAGGUACCAGCUGCCCGUAUCCCUGGGCAGCGCCAGGCAGAGGCAGCUGCAGCGCAGCCGGGGCUUCCUGCCCCUGUCCCACUUCCUGCCGGUGCUGCCCGCGGCCUCCGAGGAAGCGGCGGCCCCGGCCGAGCACCCGCAAGCAGAGCCCUUCUCGCCCCUGGAGACCGACAGCAUGGACCCGUUUGGAAUGGCCACCAAGCGGGGGCUGGUGAAGAGCCCCAGCUUCCAGAAGUGA